AUGGCCGAUGCCAUUCGUAUCGAACCGAAACUCUUCUUCGAACGACUCCAGGUCUUGUUCAACACAUGGAAAGCCGACAAGCGAUCUGGGGAUGCCCAAUUUGGUGGUGCGGACUCGAUCGUUAUCCUCACGGGCAAAUCUGAGCCUGAGAACAGUUUCGUCAAGAACAAUGCCCUACACUUCUGGCUAUUGGGCUAUGAAUUUCCUGCUACCUUGUUGGUCUUCACAACCACUACAGUAUAUGUAAUUACGACAGAGAAGAAAGCGAAGCAUCUGCAGAACCUGAAAGAUGGCAAAAUCCCGGUUGAGAUCAUGCCUAUCGACGCGAAGAAACCAGAGACACGUUCAGAAGCCUUCGCCAAGUGUCUGGAAAUCGUCAAGGGCGCAGGCAAAAAAGUCGGCACUCUUUCCAAGGUUGAAACAACUGGUCCUUUUGCUGAUGAGUGGAAGAAGGUCUUUGACGAAGCCUCAAAAGAUCUCGAGGAGGUCGACAUCGCGCCAGGCCUGUCACAGUCAAUGGCAAGCAAGGACGAGGAAGAGCUCAAGGCUGUCAGGACCGGCGCUAAGGCUGCAAGUGCCGUUAUGGCGGAUUACUGGGUCGAUGAAAUGCAAGAAGUCUUAGACUCAGAGAAGAAGGUCACUCAUGCCAGUCUGGCUGCGAAGAUCAAUGCCAAAAUCGACGAUCAAAAAUUCUUCAAGAAGCUGUCAAAGACCACAUCUGAUUUUGACAAUCAGCACCUCGACUGGGCAUUUGGUCCCACGGUACAAAGCGGUGGCCAGUACGACCUGAAGAUGUCCGCUCAGUCCAACAACGACAACCUGCACUCGGGCUGUAUCAUAGCUGGCAUGGGCUUUCGAUACCGAACCUACGCCUCUGUUAUAGCGAGAACAUACCUGGUCGAUCCGAGCAAGUCUCAAGUUGCAAAUUACAAGAUUCUUGUCGCCGCACAUGACGCUGCUAUUUUGGCUAUGAAGGAAGGCGCUGCCUGCAAAGAUGUUUACAAUGCCGCUCUAGGCGCAAUCAAGGCUAAGAAGCCCGACCUUGAAAAGCACUUUCCCAAGAACAUUGGUGCUGCCAUUGGUAUCGAGUUGAAGGACGUCAAUCUGUCUUUGAGUCCCAAAAACACUCGACCUUUGAAAGAUGGCAUGACUUUUUCGAUCAUGACAAGCCUCGCCGACCUCACCAACGACAAGCCACAAGACAAGAAAGGUACCAAUUACAGUCUGAUGCUGAUGGAUACCGUUCGCGUGACACGUGGUGAGGCCAUUGUCUUUACUAAGGAUGCACGAACCGACCUCGACUCAAUUGAAUUCUAUUUCAACGAGGAAGAAGAGGUCAAGCCUAAGCAAGAGAAGAAGAAGCCUGGAGCCGGCGCGAUUGUUACUAGUAAUAUCAAAUCUAGCCGGACCCGUGGCGCCAAUCGGACUGAUACACACAAGGAGGAGGAAGAGGCACGUCGAAGAGGGCAUCAAAAAGAGCUUGCUGAGAAGAAGCAACAGCAAGGUCUGGAACGAUUCUCUGAAGCUACUGGUGCUCUCAAUGGUGAAGACGAGAAAAAGUUCAAAAAGUUCGAAUCAUACAAACGAGACAGCCAGCUUCCGGCUCGUGUCAAGGACAUGAUUGUCUGGGUCGACGUAAAGGCUCUGACAGUUAUCCUACCUAUCAUGGGUCGACCUGUGCCAUUUCACAUCAACACUAUCAAGAAUGUGAGCAAAUCAGACGAGGGCGAAUACACGCAUUUGCGAUUCAACUUUUUGUCACCAGGUCAGGGUGUCGGUCGUAAAGACGACCAGCCUUUCGAGGAUCCAACGGCCCAGUUCAUCCGUUCUCUUACUGUCCGUUCAAAGGACCAAGAUCGACUGGCAGAAGUUGCAUCACAGAUCACAGAACUUCGAAAAACAGCCACGCGAAAGGAGCAGGAGAAGAAGGAGAUGGAGGACGUCGUUGAGCAAGAGAAACUUCAGGAAAUAAGAAAUCGAAGACCUAUCCGACUAUCUGACGUCUACCUCCGACCGGCACAAGACGGUAAGCGUGUACCUGGUGAAGUCGAGGUUCACCAAAAUGGUCUGCGCUAUAUCUCUCCUAUGCGGAACGACAACGUCGACAUUGUCUUCUCCAACGUUAAACAUCUUUUCUUCCAACCAUGUGUUGGUGAACUGAUCGUCCUGAUCCACGUGCACUUGAAGAACCCAAUUCUGGUUGGCAAGCGAAAGACUAGAGACGUUCAAUUCUAUCGUGAUGCCACCGAUAUGGCAUUCGACGAAACGGGCAACAGAAGACGAAAACACCGCUUCGGUGAUGAGGAGGAAUUCGAGCAGGAACAGGAAGAACGACGACGAAGAGCAGAGCUUGACAAGCAGUUCAAGUCAUUCGCCGAAAAGGUAUCAGAUGCUGGUCGGGAGUGGAACAUUACGGUGGACAUUCCCUUCCGUGAGCUCAGCUUCAGUGGUGUGCCUCACAGAAGUAAUGUCCUCAUGUCUCCUGCUACCGAUGCAUUGGUGCAACUUACCGAGCCGCCAUUCACCGUCGUCACACUCGAAGAGAUUGAAAUAGCUCAUCUGGAGCGUAUCCAAUUCGGCCUCAAGAACUUCGAUCUAGUCUUCGUCUUCAAGGACUUCAACCGACCACCCAUUCAUGUCAACACCAUUCCAGUCGACCAACUAGAACGUGUCAAAGAUUGGCUAGACAGUGUCGAUAUCGCCUACACCGAGGGCCCACUAAACCUCAACUGGAGCAUGAUCAUGAAGACUGUCAUUGCCGACCCACAUCAAUUCUUCAAGGACGGAGGCUGGUCCUUCCUCAAUACAGAUUCUGACGAUGAGGACAAAGACGAAGAGUCGGAAGAAGAAAGUGCAUUUGAGGCAAGUGAUGAGGACCUUGCCGAAAGUGAGAGUGACAGUGAAGAUGAAAGCGAUUUCGAUGACGAUGCCUCCGCUAGCGACGAUGAAGGCGACGCAGAAAGCGAUCUGAGUGAGGAGGGCGAGGAUUGGGAUGAGAUGGAGAAGAAGGCUGCUAAAGCUGAUCGGAGUGGACCGGUCAAGGAGGAAGAGGGAGGUGCGAAGAAGAGAAAGCGUUAA
This is a messenger RNA of Lithohypha guttulata, 3078 nucleotides long. It is a transcript of the gene SPT16, whose product is annotated as FACT complex subunit spt16. Gene Ontology annotation, molecular function: nucleosome binding. The record is from RefSeq and is a predicted model, not a curated record. The coding region runs from base 1 to 3078 and encodes 1025 amino acids. Gene Ontology annotation, biological process: transcription elongation by RNA polymerase II. Gene Ontology annotation, cellular component: FACT complex. Lineage: Eukaryota; Fungi; Ascomycota; Eurotiomycetes; Chaetothyriales; Trichomeriaceae. The transcript has a single exon.